CGGCUCCCCGCGCCGCAGCUAGGCACCAGCGCCACCACGGACCGCCCCCGCGCCCGCCCGACGGCGCCCCACUGCGCUUUAAGAGCCGCCCUGGCAGCCCAGUCCCAGCCGCCCAGACCGGAGAGACCAGCCUGCGGGAGCAACCCCAUGGCGGAGCAGCUGGCCCUGGUGAUUGGGGGCACCAUCGGGGGGCUGCUGCUGCUGCUGUUGAUCGGGGCAAGCUGCUGUCUGUGGAGAAGGUUCUGUGCCACCCUCACCUAUGAGGAGCUGCCUGGGACACCAGCCAUGGCCAGCGCAGCCGCCUCCAGUGGACAGCAGGACAGGCCCUGCCAGCCGCAUGCUAGGACCCAACUGAGCAGGCCACCAGAUGUGCCAUUCGUGGUGCCCCCUUCCCUUCAAGGCCGAGAUUGGGUGCCCCUGCACAGCGGAGAGUGGACCCAUGCCCCAUGGGACUCCUGCCCAGCAUCAGAGCUUCUGCCUCACACCCCCAGUGGCGGCCUUGGAGAUGCAUGUAUGGUAGGGGCUAUCAACCCAGAGCUGUACAAGUUCCCAGAGGACAAAAGUGAGACGGACUUUCCUGCUGGCUGCCUGGGGCGACUGUGGUUCUCGGUGGAAUACGAGCAGGAGGCUGAGCGGCUGCUGGUAGGCUUGAUCAAGGCACGGCACCUGCAAGCCCCCUCGGAGACCUGCAGCCCCCUGGUGAAGCUCUACCUGCUGCCCGAUGAACGGCGCUUCCUCCAGUCCAAGACCAAACGCAAAACCUCCAACCCGCAGUUUGACGAGCACUUCAUCUUCCAGGUGUCCAGCAAGACCGUCACCCAGAGGGUGCUGAAGUUCUCCGUCUACCACGUGGACAGGCAGAGGAAGCACCAGCUCCUGGGCCAGGUGCUGUUCCCCUUGAAGAAUGAGACCCUGGCGGGGGACUGCCGGCGUGUCAUCUGGAGAGACCUGGAGGCUGAGAGCCUGGAGCCCCCCUCGGAGUUUGGCGACCUCCAGUUCUGCCUCAGCUACAACGACUACCUGAGCCGCCUGACAGUGGUUGUGCUGCGUGCCAAGGGCCUCCGGCUCCAGGAGGACAGAGGCAUUGUCAGUGUGUUUGUCAAAGUGUCUCUGAUGAACCACAACAAGUUUGUCAAGUGCAAGAAGACUUCAGCUGUGCUGGGCUCCAUCAAUCCUGUGUACAAUGAGACCUUCAGCUUCAAGGCCGAUGCCACCGAGCUGGAUACCGCUAGCCUCAGCCUGACCGUGGUGCAGAACACGGAAGGGGACAAUUCCAGUUCUUUGAUGAAAAUCUCUAUUCCAUCCAUCAAGUCUGUGUCUGAUAACACCAAUAUCUGGGUCAUUAGUGGCUCCAUUCUGUUGUGUAUGUUUUCCCCUCGUUUCUGUUUUGUUGUGUGAUUGAUCAUUUAUUGUUGAAUGCUAACCAGUAUAAUAAAUUUUAGUGGCUCCAGGAAA
Cercocebus atys (sooty mangabey) is the source of this 1455-nucleotide messenger RNA. It is a transcript of the gene SYT15, whose product is annotated as synaptotagmin XV. The record is from RefSeq and is a predicted model, not a curated record. The transcript is spliced from 8 exons. Bases 148 to 1398 code for a protein of 416 amino acids. Lineage: Eukaryota; Metazoa; Chordata; Mammalia; Primates; Cercopithecidae. Gene Ontology annotation, molecular function: phosphatidylserine binding; clathrin binding; calcium ion binding. Gene Ontology annotation, biological process: regulation of dopamine secretion; regulation of calcium ion-dependent exocytosis; cellular response to calcium ion.